UAUAUGGAAGAGAAAGCGACUAACCGUACGACGACCCGCAGAAUCCGAUCCGUAAACCUUCUUACUCUUUCCUAAGACCAAACAAACCCUAAUCUAAUUUGAUCUUCUAUGAUCUUUUCUAAUUUGUUCUUGUCAAGCUUCUCCAUCGAUUUAUCUAAUAAUUUUUGCUCAAUUUGAGCUUGAAAACGUUCGUUUUACCUUUCUCAGUCCAUUUCGGAUGAUUUGAGGAUUUAUUGAGAAGUGGUGAAAUAGUCAUGGGCAGCAGUGAGGUGGAUAAGCAAGCUAAAGAAAAGGAAGCAAAGACACCGCCCACUGCUACCACACAGGAGCCGACUGCAACUACUAGUGCUGGCACUGUGAAUCCAGACUGGUCCGGAUUUCAGGCAUAUUCUCCUAUACCUCCUCAUGGAUUUUUGGCGUCAAGUCCCCAAGCUCAUCCAUACAUGUGGGGGGUUCAGCAUCUUAUUCCUCCCUAUGCUACCCCACCACAUCCAUAUGUUGCAAUGUAUCCCCAUGGCGGCAUAUAUGCCCAUCCAUCCAUUCCUCCGGGAUCUUAUCCUUUUAGUCCUUUUGCAAUGCCUUCCCCAAAUGGGAUCAUUGAAGCAUCUGGAAAUACUCCAGGAAGCAUGGAAGCAGAUGGUAAACCAUCUGAUGUGAAGGAAAAGUUGCCCGUUAAAAGAUCAAAAGGAAGUUUGGGUAGUUUGAAUUUGAUCUCUGGGAAGAAUAAUGAACUUGGUAAAACAUCAGGAGCAUCUGCUAAUGGAGCCUAUUCUAAAAGUGGAGGGAGUGCAAGUGAAGGUACAAGUGAAGGAAGUGAUGCCAAUUCUCAAAAUGGCUCACAGAUGAAGUCAGGGUGCAGGCAAGACUCUGUGGAAGGUGAAGCAUCUCAGAAUGGAAAUUCUGUUAAUGGUUCUCAAAAUGGAGGACCAAAUACACCUUAUCCAAUGGUGAAUCAAACAAUGGCCAUGAUGCCAAUUUCAGCUGCUGCUGCUCCUGGAACUGUUCCUGGACCUACAACAAACUUAAAUAUUGGCAUGGAUUACUGGGGUGCUGCAGCUUCAUCCAAUAUGUCUGCGAUACGAGGCAAGGUUCCUUCUACUCCUGUUGCUGGAGGAAUAGUUACUGCUGGGUCACGGGACAAUGUUCAGUCACAGCUUUGGUUACAGGAUGAUCGAGAGCUUAAAAGACAAAGAAGGAAGCAAUCCAACAGAGAGUCUGCGCGGCGGUCCCGGUUACGUAAGCAGGCGGAAUGUGAUGAGCUGGCAUUGCGUGCUGAAGCUUUGAAAGAGGAAAAUGCCAAUCUAAAAUCAGAAGUGAAUCAAAUCAGGAGCAAGUAUGAGCAACUUCUUGCAGAGAAUGCGACUCUCAAGGAGCGACUGGGGGAAGUUCCCGGGCAGGAAGAUCUAAGGUCAGGUAGGAAUGACCAACAUUUGAGCAAUGAUACACAACAAACAGGACAGGUUGAGUUGGCACAGAGUGGUCACUAGGACUGUGGCUGGCUCGCCUUGCUGCCGCUUUCCAAGAUCAUGACCUAACCACUUAGCAACAGAAAGUUGUUGUUUUGCAUAGAAUGUAGCUUAAAUUUUAUCAAAGCUGACCCUUUUUUUGGAUAGUUGUAGCCUUGUAGGAUGUGGUGUUUCUCUCAUAGCAUCCCUUAUUCCCAGUUGAGCCUCUCUUUACAAAAUGAAGGCCUGGGAUGAUAUGUGGAGUUUGAAAUUCUCGCAUUACCCCCUCUGUUUAAAAAGAGGGUGGUAGUAGCAAGCAAGAUUUCUAAGUGUGAUUGGUCUGUAAUGAAAAUAUGAAUACGAAUGGUUGAUGAUGAAUUUGUGACUCGAAAGGAUUGAACCAAAGUUUAAACAAUGUUGUACCUGUUCUGCAUCUUGUUUUCCCCAUUUCUUAAUGUGAUAAAUGUAAUAACUCCAAUAAUUCCUGGGAUGAUGUAUCUCGCUUUUACUUCUGUA
Messenger RNA from Mangifera indica (mango), 1961 nucleotides. RefSeq names its product bZIP transcription factor 16-like. Gene Ontology annotation, cellular component: nucleus. Lineage: Eukaryota; Viridiplantae; Streptophyta; Magnoliopsida; Sapindales; Anacardiaceae. Gene Ontology annotation, molecular function: DNA-binding transcription factor activity; sequence-specific DNA binding. Gene Ontology annotation, biological process: regulation of DNA-templated transcription. The record is from RefSeq and is a predicted model, not a curated record. The transcript is spliced from 13 exons. The coding region runs from base 255 to 1487 and encodes 410 amino acids.